This is a messenger RNA of Amyelois transitella, 4729 nucleotides long. It is a transcript of the gene Pfas, whose product is annotated as phosphoribosylformylglycinamidine synthase. Lineage: Eukaryota; Metazoa; Arthropoda; Insecta; Lepidoptera; Pyralidae. The transcript has 24 exons. Bases 266 to 4261 code for a protein of 1331 amino acids. Gene Ontology annotation, biological process: 'de novo' IMP biosynthetic process. The record is from RefSeq and is a predicted model, not a curated record. Gene Ontology annotation, molecular function: phosphoribosylformylglycinamidine synthase activity.
UGACUUGUUUGUCUUCGUUCUCUCCUCGUGUUUGUGGAUUUGAAACUUUUCAAAAUGCUGAGGGAGGAUAUUUCACUCGUUUUGAACUGUUUAUUUUGAAUAGGAUGAGAUAAAUUAAUUAGAUAAUUAAACACCUAUAUACUCUCAAUGAUACAAAUUGAUCUUUGACAUUGAUGUAAGUUAUCUGUACAUGGUCUAUAAUUGGGAAUAUUUCUCAGUCUAGUGUGAGACAUUGGCCACAUUGGUCAUAUUGUUAGUUUGAAAUAUGUGUAUCAUAAGAUUUUUUUCAUCUGAGGCAUUUAGUGCCUAUAAAACAAAAGAAAUACUUCAAAAACUUAAAUUGGUGGAUUCUGAUGUAUCAGAUUUGUCCACUGAACUUUGUUACCAUGUGGAAUUGGCUGAAGGAUGUGACUACCUCAACAUCAACCAGAUAAAAAUCUUGAAAUGGUUGUUAAGCUCACCUUUGCAACCUCAGGCAUUAAAGAAUGAAACUAUUUACAAGCAAGUUCAAGGAACUCAGACCAUUAUUGAAAUUGGGCCUAGAUUCAAUUUCUCCACAGCAGAGUCAAGUAAUUCUGUACAGAUCUGUGAAAGUGUUGGCCUGCGAGAUGUUAUACGCGUCGAAGUAUCUACUAGGUAUCUCAUUACAUUCAGAAAAGCCAAAAAUGUUUCUUCUGCUUUAUUUGAACAACUUGCAGCUCCCUUGCAUGAUAGGAUGACACAGUGUAUCUAUACGAAAGACAACCUUCCACGCAAAAGUUUUAAUGAAGGCCUACCAAAUGAUUUGGAGCCAUGGUUUGUGGUGCCUUUACAAAAAGAAGGCAUAGCCGCUAUGAAGAGAGUAAAUCAAAAAUUAGGUUUAGCAUUUGAUGCUUGGGAUAUGGAGUUCUAUUUGGACCUAUUUGUAAACAAAUUGAAGCGAGACCCAACAAGUGUUGAAUUAUUUGACCUUGCUCAGAGUAACAGUGAGCAUUCACGCCAUUGGUUCUUUAAGGGAAAAAUAAUAUUAGAUGGCAAGGAGAUCAAUGAAUCACUUAUUGACAUGGUAGCUUCAACUCAAAAGACUUCAAACAAUAACAAUGUUAUUAAAUUUGGAGAUAACAGCAGUGCUAUCAUUGGCUACAAGCACACCAAACUGCGUCCGAAAAAUGUACGGGAACCAUCGCAAGUUGUCCAGGAAAUUACGGAAUCGGACAUAAUAUUUACUGCCGAAACUCACAACAUGCCGACAGCAGUGGCGCCUUUCAGUGGAGCCACAACGGGCACUGGCGGGAGAAUUAGGGAUGUGCAGGGAGUCGGUCGUGGGGGACAUACGGUGGCUGGAACGGCGGGAUAUAGCGUUGGGAACCUCAAUAUUCCAGGUUACGAUUUGCCCUGGGAAGAAAAAGGAUGGGAAUACCCAAACAACUUCGCAAGUCCCUUACAAAUUAUCAUCGAUGCCAGUAAUGGUGCUUCCGAUUAUGGCAACAAAUUCGGAGAACCAGUAGUAUCAGGUUUUGUUCAAUCUUAUGGGUUGAAAAAUGACGACAAUGUGAGAGAGGAAUUCAUAAAGCCGAUAAUGUUUAGUGGUGGCAUUGGAUACAUGCCCCAUGAUAUGAUCAAGAAGAACAAACCAGACAAAGGUAUGCUACUGGUGAAGAUCGGGGGACCGGUGUACCGUAUCGGGGUGGGGGGAGGGGCUGCUUCGUCCGUCGCGGUCCAAGGAGGCGACGGUAGGGACCAUGCUUUGGACUUUGGAGCUGUGCAAAGAGGUGAUGCUGAAAUGGGCAAUCGCCUGAAUCGCGUCGUGAGAGGCUGUUUGGAGGCUGACAUCAAUCCGGUUGAAUCAAUACACGACCAAGGUGCGGGCGGUAAUGGAAACGUGCUCAAAGAACUGGUGGAACCGGAAGGAGCCGUGGUAUUCACCAAAGAGUUCCAGUUGGGAGACCCCACCAUUACCACACUGGAGCUUUGGGGAGCAGAAUAUCAGGAGAAUGAUGCGUUACUUUGCAGCAAGAAGAAUAGAGUUAUUUUAGAAGAAAUAUGUCGACGUGAGCGGUGUCCUGUAUCGUUUGUGGGAGAAGUAACUGGCGAUGGAUACAUGAGCCUCAUCGAAGAUUCUUUCACAGACAAAUAUCUAAGUAGAUCAGACAGAUUGAACCCUACAGUUAAACCUAAGAUGCCUUAUGAUCUUCACUUGGAAGCUGUAUUAGGAAAUAUGCCGCGCAAAACAUUCGAUUUGAAGAGGGACCAGAGAACCAAGAAGCCGUUAUCUUUACCAAAAGAUAUAACUGUGAAAAGUGCUUUAGACCGAGUGUUGAGGCUUGUGAAUGUUGCCAGUAAACGAUAUUUGACUAAUAAGGUAGACCGCUGCGUCACAGGACUGGUCGCCCAGCAACAGUGCGUUGGACCUUUACACGCGCCACUCGCGGACUGUGCAAUCAUAGCACUCUCUCAUUUCCACACAGUGGGUUCGGCCACUUCCAUCGGCACUCAGAACAUCAAAGGCCUCUUGGAUCCCGCAGCUGGAGCGAGAUUGUCUUUGGGAGAAGCUUUGACUAACUUGGUAUUUGCCGGAAUAUCAGAAUUAGAAGAUGUGAAAUGCUCUGGAAACUGGAUGUGGCCUGGAAAAACAGGAGUCGAAGGUGGAACUUUAGUGGUGGCGUGUCAAGCGCUAUGUGCCGCAAUGGCUAAGUUAGGAGUAGCCAUAGACGGCGGCAAAGACUCUUUGUCUAUGUGCGCUAAUGUGGCUAAGGAGAAAGUAAAAUCUCCUGGUACACUAGUUGUAUCCACAUACGCGCCUUGCCCCGAUGUAACUGUGAAAGUAGAACCGGUGUUGCAGAAGGAAGGGUCGGCCCUUGUUCACGUUCCAGUCACUACUGGAAAGUAUAGACUCGGCGGUUCAGCUCUCGCGCAGUGCUACAAGCAACUCGGCAACAACCCGCCGGAUCUAGACGAGCCCACAGUUCUCAAGGCGUUGUUCAAAACUACGCAGAAGCUAUUGAAAGAAAAGAAACUUUUAUCUGGCCAUGACAUAAGCGAAGGAGGUUUCAUCACGACAGUCUUAGAGCUAGCCAUUGGAGGACUAAGGGGAUUGAACCUGGACCUUGAAGUUGAGAAGAACGUCUCAGCAAUCGAAGCACUGUUCAAUGAAGAGCUAGGAAUCAUAGUAGAAGUGGCGCAAAGCGAUUUGGGAUACGUGUUACAUGAUUAUAAGAAAAAUGGAGUGAGCGCUAAGUGCAUUGGAAAAGUAGGAAAAUAUGGAAUGAAUUCAGAUGUUGUAAUAAAUAUAAACGGGGCGAAAGUGUUGGAUUUGAAACUGAAAGACGUAUAUAAAAUGUGGGAAGAAACUAGCUAUCAACUGGAAUGUCUUCAAGCUAAUAAGGAGUGUAUAAAUCAGGAAUGGAAAGGUUUAGAAAACCGUAAGGGCGUAACAUAUAACGUUACGUUUGACCCUGCAGCGGCGGUUAUCAAAACUAAGCCGAUAAGAGUAGCUGUGCUACGUGAAGAAGGAACAAACGGAGACCGCGAAAUGAUAGCGUCUUUAGUGAUGGCUAACUUUGACGUGUUUGACGUGACCAUGAGCGACCUGCAGGACAAUAAGAUCACGCUUGACGCCUUCCAGGGCUUGGUGUUCCCGGGAGGAUUCAGUUACGCAGACACAUUAGGAUCUGCUAAAGGCUGGGCCGCGGGUAUAUUAUUUUCUGAAAGUCUCAGUUCCCAGUUCACGCACUUCAAGAACAGAAGUGACACUUUCUCACUCGGCGUGUGCAAUGGAUGUCAGCUCAUGGCCCUUCUUGGCUGGAUAGACCCGGAAUCGGACAGUAAUGCCAAUAAAACACAAAUAUUCUUGGACCACAAUCUCUCAGAAAGGUUUGAAUGCCGCUGGAGUGCCGUAAAAAUCACAGAAAACACGGGUCAAGACGACGUCUGGUUCAAAGGCAUGGGCGGUAGUGUUCUUGGUGUAUGGGUGGCGCACGGUGAAGGAAGAUUCAGCGUAUCCGAACCGCAUUUGUUGGAUAAAGUGCAACGGAAUGGGCAGAUAGCAAUGCAGUAUGUGGACGACGAUGGAAAGAUUACACAGGUGUACCCGAUGAACCCUAAUGGAAGCCCAUUGGGUAUUGCGGGCGUGCGGUCCCCGGACGGGCGCCACGUGGCCAUGAUGCCGCACCCGGAACGCUGCGUGCUCCGCUGGCAGUGCCCGCAGCCGGUGGCUGACACCACGGCGUCUCCGUGGCUCAGAUUGUUCCAAAACGCGUACCUGUGGUCCUCGCGAGCGUGAUUUUUCUAUCGAAACUGCUAGAGCUGCCAACUGUUAUGAUGAUUUUUAAGACUUCCCUAUAUAUACAAUGUCUUUAUUCCUCACUCUGUAAAUUAAACAAAUCCAGGUUGUCAGCCCAUAGCCUAAUAUAAGAAUCCCAAUUUUAUAAUCCUUACUCACUAUUGACUUCAAGAAUUUGCACGGAUAGAGGAGGAACUUGCAUAUAAUAUGGAUUUUAUUUUAAUCUCAUUUAGUCUAGUUAUACAACACUUUUAUAUACAUCCAUCAAUUGUAUUAUUUUUAAACUUUUAUAAUAGUUUUAAGUUUUAGGAUAGGAAUCAGUUGAAUUUAUAUAAGAUCUGGUACCCAUUUGGUAUUAAAAGUUGUAUAAAGCAUUACCAGUGAUUUUUUCUUGUUAAAGAGUCUUCCAUAACAUUCCUAACUCCAACACUCCACAGUGCUAUUUUAUAUCUCUAGGUAUAUUUUAAG